UUGGCUUGCAGUCUGUCCAGUAGGGAGCACUGUGGCGCACGGUCACUGCGAGGAACAUGAAGAAGACGCAAUGAAAACAGUGGUGGAUAUACUGUGGCUCCUUCUGGUCGCUGCGUUGUGGGGGGUCACCAACCCACUCCUGAAGAAAGGAACUGUGGGUAUUGAGCAUGUGAAGGAAGGGAGCAGGAUCUCUCAGCUUCUGGCUGAAGUAAAAUUCCUCUUUCUCAACAUCAAGUGUCUUUUACCGUUCCUGCUGAACCAGAGCGGCUCUGUGGUGUUCUAUUUCACCCUCGCCACAACGGAUUUAUCGCUGGCUGUGCCAACAGUGAACUCUCUCAGCUUCCUGUUCACACUGCUGACUGGAAAACUGCUCGGGGAGGAUUUUGGAGGGAAAAGAGCUGUCCUGGGGAUGGUGCUCACUAUGCUGGGGGUCACUCUGUGUGUGGUCAGUUCUGCGUCAGAAGCAGAGAGUGCAGGACUUCAAAACACAACACAAACCAGAAACACUGGAUACCAGACUGUCCCUCACUGACUCUGGACACAGCUGCAUCAAGGUGGACACUGUAUGCAAAGUCUUUCCGUACUAAUAGGGUUUCUGUGAGUAAAAUAAAAUAGGGCUGAACUUGUGGACAAAAUACAAAAGACAAAACUUGUGGCUGCAGUAAAAACACCAUUAAUGUGACAUGGUUGAAGACUGGCCUGCAUUACUCUGACUUUCCUACAUAAUCUUGUUUUGCUUGAUGUAAAUGAAUCAUCAAAACGCCCACAGCACCUCAUUUGGGACUGUGGUCAGGAUGCCCACAGCACAUUAAUAAACAGUUUGAGGCCAAUAUUGUGGAAACAACUCACUAGGCAACGUAAACAUAAAUAUUUUUCCUCCUUCCUUUAACCCUACAACUGAAACAGCAAGACACACUUGAAGGAUUUGUUGCAACAGUAAGUAACCGUUGUGAAUGUGUGUGGCCUUAUUUCAGUAGAUAACGUUCACACUAUUACUUCCUUGCAGGUGGACCAGAUGCAGAUGUUUGUAAUUUUGUACCCCCCGCCUCCCACAUACACCAUCUGCUUUGUGAUCUUUGUUAUUGUUUAUGGUUAUUGAUCCUAAGCCAAUGAAUACACAGAGGCCCAAUCAACAGAGGUAAACCAAACCAGAGAGCACGUUUCCUGGCAUGUGGGCGUUUUUGUGCCCUGGCAAUGCAGCAGUUAUCACAUCCCAGAUAAUAAAAGGCUUUUAUUGACUAAAUCAUUGACUACAUCAAGUACUUGCUUUGCAGCUGAAUACAUUUUGUAAAAUUAUAAAUAUUGUAAAUAUUCUGUUUACGCAAAGUUCAGUCAGUGGAUAUUUAUGACCAAACUCUUGACCUGGGCUGGGUUAUGAGUCAAAAGCUACAUUCACAUUAAAAGCCUCAUUGCUCAAA
Messenger RNA from Pygocentrus nattereri (red-bellied piranha), 1418 nucleotides. It is a transcript of the gene tmem234, whose product is annotated as transmembrane protein 234. The transcript is spliced from 5 exons. The record is from RefSeq and is a predicted model, not a curated record. Lineage: Eukaryota; Metazoa; Chordata; Actinopteri; Characiformes; Serrasalmidae. The coding region runs from base 71 to 532 and encodes 153 amino acids.